AGAAGAAGCGAAACGCAUUGGAAUCGAAACGGCGACGCUUCAAAUUCCAAUGGCGGAUCCGAUUCCUUCAGCAGCACCGCACAGAUCCAACACCGACUUCUUCUCCGACCCCCUGGACUCCCACCCCCUCUGGUUCAAGCCCUCUCUCUUCCUCUCCCCUGACUUCGACUCCGAGGCCUACAUCUCCGACCUCCGCACCUUCGUCCCCUUCGACACUCUCCGAUCCGAGCUCCAGUCCUACCUCGCCUCCCUCAACCACGACCUCAUCGACCUCAUCAACCGCGACUACGCCGACUUCGUCAACCUCAGCACCAAGCUCGUCGAUGUCGACUCCGCCGUGGUGCGGAUGCGGGCCCCGCUUGUGGAGCUGAGGGAGAAGAUCGAGCAGUUCCGCGGCUCCGUGCAGGGAUCGCUUGUGGCGCUCACGAAUGGUUUGAAGCAGAGAUCCGAGGCUGCGGAGGCUAGAGAGAUCUUGGAGCUUCUCCUUGAUACCUUUCACGUCGUCUCUAAGGUUGAAAAACUGAUAAAGGAGUUACCGAGUGUGCCUGCCGACUGGUCAAACGGAGAUGUGAAUUUGGCAGAGAAGAAUUUCAUCAGCAACGGGACUGCCGAGAAUGGGACUAGUCAAACGAAGAAUGUCAUCAGCAACGGGACUACCGAGAAUGGGACUAGUGUUAGAGAUACUCAAAGCAUGCUUUUGGAGAGAAUUGCCAGUGAGAUGAAUCGCCUCAAGUUCUAUAUUGCUCACGCACAGAACCUGCCUUUCAUUGAAAACAUGGAAAAGAGAAUUCAGGGUGCUAGCCUAUUGUUAGAUGCCAGCCUGGGACAUUGUUUUGUAGAUGGACUGGAACAUCGAGAUGCAAAUGCAAUUUACAAUUGCCUAAGGGCAUAUGCUGCCAUUGAUAAUACAAGGAGUGCAGAAGAACUUUUCCGAACAACCAUUGUCGCCCCACUAAUACAAAAAGUUAUUCCACAUGGAGCAUCAUGGGCAGCUGGAAAGCCAUCUGGAGAUGAACUUGAGAAUGAUUAUGAGCAAAUAAAGGAAUGCAUUCAGAAAGACUGCAAAUAUUUGGUGGAAAUUUCGUUUGAAGAAAAUUCUGGUUUGCAUGUGUUCGACUUCUUGGCGAAUUCAAUUCUCAAAGAGGUUCUCUCAGCAAUCCAAAAGGGAAAACCUGGUGCUUUUUCUCCUGGACGACCAACAGAAUUUCUGAAAAAUUAUAAAUCGAGCCUAGAUUUCCUGGCUCAUCUGGAAGGUUACUUUCCGUCCAGAGCAGCUGUUUCCAAAUUUCGAGCAGAAGCUGUAUAUAAUGAGUUCAUGAAGCAAUGGAACCUUGGGGUUUAUUUCUCUUUGAGGUUUCAGGAGAUCGCGGGUGCUCUAGAAUCUGUACUUGCGGCGACUAGUCUCGUCCCACUACAAAAUGUACAUUCUCGUGAAGGAAAUUCUCUGGAUUUAACAUUAAAACAAAGUGCUACUUUGUUGGAGUGCUUGGAAUCCUGUUGGAGAGAAGAUGUUGUUGUUCUUUCUUAUUCUGACAAGUUUCUGCGCUUAUCAUUGCAGCUUCUUUCAAGAUACUCAAGUUGGUUGUCAUCUGGACUAGCUGCUCGGAAGAAGGGUAAUGCUGGCUCCAAUCCUGGCUGUGAAUGGGCUAUUUCAACUGUACCAGAUGAAUUUCUUUAUAUUAUUCAUGACAUAAAUUGCCUUCACACAAGGGUUUGUGGGGACUUUCUUGAACAUGUACUUGAGCUCCUUUCAUCAUGCUCUGGUGAUACACUUGAUCAUGUAAAACGGAGUAUUCUACACGGAGGAAAAGCAUUGGAUGCUUUAGCACCUGCCAUCAUCAACACCAUUGUGGAGACUCUGGUUGAGAAGUCUGGUGAGGACUUGAGACAGCUAAAGGGAAUAACAGCAACAUACAGGAUGACUAAUAAACCUCUUCCUGUUAGACACUCACCCUAUGUGUCAGGAGUAUUACGGCCUUUGAAGGUGUUUUUGGAUGGGGAGCGAGCUUCAAGGUAUCUGAAAGAAGAUGCUAAGAAUGAACUAGUGCUUAGUGCUGCUACUGAGAUUACUGGUCGAUAUUAUGAGUCAGCUGCUGAACUCGUCAGUGUGGCUAGGAGAACAGAGUCUUCACUCCAGAAAAUUAGGCUAGGUGCACAGAGACGAGGUGGAGCAGUAGAUGUCUCGGAUUCCAAUGUGUCCGACACUGACAAGAUUUGCAUGCAAUUAUUCCUAGACAUUCAGGAGUACGGCCGUAACCUGAGAGCCCUUGGCGUCGACGCUGCCAAUAUCGAAUCUUACCGCUCAUUGUGGCAAUGUGUUGCUCCUGCAGACAAUCAAGGUGUGAUUAAUUUCUAGAGUUUUGGGUGUUUGGCAUGAGCCAUUUGUAGAUGUACCUUUUAGUCUCAAGAAUUUUGGUGUAGUUGUGAAAUGCAUCUUUAUAUAUUAUUGAUUUAUCGUAACGUUUGGUAAUCAAACAUCAAUGGAAGAUCAUACAUUCAUACUUGUU
This is a messenger RNA of Fragaria vesca subsp. vesca, 2507 nucleotides long. RefSeq names its product conserved oligomeric Golgi complex subunit 2-like. Gene Ontology annotation, biological process: Golgi organization; intra-Golgi vesicle-mediated transport; protein transport. Bases 50 to 2356 code for a protein of 768 amino acids. The record is from RefSeq and is a predicted model, not a curated record. Gene Ontology annotation, cellular component: COG complex; membrane. NCBI's taxonomy places the organism in Eukaryota, Viridiplantae, Streptophyta, Magnoliopsida, Rosales, Rosaceae. The transcript has 12 exons.